Messenger RNA from Lactuca virosa, 225 nucleotides. The record is from the annotation of a GenBank genome assembly. Lineage: Eukaryota; Viridiplantae; Streptophyta; Magnoliopsida; Asterales; Asteraceae.
AUGAAGAAGGUUUGGGCUUCUAAAUGGAAUGAAAGAGCAUAUAAAAACAGGAAUCAUGAUACAUUAUGCAUUGGUAUUUUGAUUCAAGAACAUAUUAGAGCUGAUUAUGCCUUUGUCACAUACACAAAUCAUCCUGUGUCUCGUGACUCCUCACAGAUAUACACAGAUGAUGCAGCUUCUCGGGGAAUUGCUGGUGUAGGCUUUGAUGUUGUGCAAUACGGUUGA